AUGCUUUGCAACAAGCAACAAGUUAAGCUUUCGGAGGGCAACGCCUAUUACUGCUCCUGCUUUGCUGGCUUCAGUGGCACAGAUUGUGGUCGCGGCCCCUUAUGCGAAGAUCCGCAUACAAAUGUUUGUCAAAAUGGCGGCACAUGCAAACACAUUGGCGAUGCAGCCAUUACAUGCCACUGUCCGAGCGGUUUUAAGGGCACAAAAUGCGAAAUACCGGAAAUAAAUGAAAGAACAUUGGGUUGUACAUUAAAUUCCACAUCAAGUGAUUGUCAUAAAGAAUGUGAUUUCGAACGCGCUAGUGAAGGUAUAACAUUGCGAAAGACCAACAAAUUAUCAGCGCGCAAUGGCAAAACACGCUAUGAAGUGACAAUACGUUUGGGCGCCAACUUAACUGCCUUUUAUCGUAACAUGGAUCCAGAAAGGCGCCCAAGCGAUCAUCUGCCCAGUUUAUUGGAGAGACAUCUCAUGCGCGUCUUGCGCAAUUUUAACAUCACCAAAAUCAGCGAUUUAGAAUUAAUCUCGAAUAGCACCGAUCGCUUGGACAUCACAUUUCAUUUCUUUGGCAUUAAAGGCGAUUCGAAUCGCAUACGUGAGGCCAUCACCCGCAUGGUGGAGCGUGGCCGCAUUGGAAAUAUUACACUCGUGUCGAAUUAUCAUCUCUUCGAUGAAAAUCCACCGCUGAAUUUGUUGGAACUGACAAUUAAUCAAAAAUCAGCGAUACGUGAAGACAGUGAAUUUAUAAUUUCCUGCACCGCUCAAGGAUCAUCGCGCAUGCAAUUCCAAUGGUACAAGGAUGGUGCUAGUGUCAACACAUCGAAGGCUAUCAGAGAAAUCUGGACCACCGUACUGCCACCGGAAACAAAAGAUACUUUCACUGCCAUUUUGGGUAUUACGAAGGCCAGCCGCAUGGAUGAGGGCAUUUACACGUGCAAGGUCACCGACUGGGGUGUCGAACAGUGUCGUUCACUACACGUGCACAUCAAGUCCCCGCCACGCCUACGCGUCGACCCGGCCAGUGUGACACUACAACGUGGCGAUUCACUGCGUGUACGCUGCCUUUCGCCCGGCAACGAUGACAUCAAACGCUAUGCACAGCUCGGCUACAGUUGGACACGCAACGGUGUACUCUUUCAAUCGAAUCCGGCCACGGUGAUGUGGGAAGAUCUCUAUCCCGAUGGUAGCAUACUAAAAAUAAACAAUAUACAGAAAUCUGCGGAAUACACUUGCAUCGUCUCGAAUACCGUGCGACCAGUAUCGAAGAGUGUCUACAUAACCGUUAUCGACCGCAAUGCGGUACAUGUGUGUCACAGCGACACUUUGUACGGUGUCCGUUGGCCAACGAGUGCGCCGGGCGCUGCCAUUGUUGCCGACUGUCCGCGCGGUUUCGAGGGCCACUCGCGGCGUAUUUGUGAAAGCCGCGACACAGGCAAUUCGACAUGGUUGUUACCGGAUUUCUCGCUCUGCGUGCAUGAUCAACUGUUGGCGAUUUACAAUAAGUUUCGCGCGCUAAGCGCCGGCUAUCAGCAGACCAACUCGUCGGCCAUACUAAAGGCUUGCUUUGAAUAUACGGCAAAGCGGCAUAAACGUUUUCUGCCCGGCGAGGCGGGAUUUCUCAUCGAUAUGCUGCAUGAGGUUGAUACUUAUCUCCAGCUAAAAGGCACACAAUUGGAACGUGAGAUGGCAGCAGAGAUAAUUUUACAUAUUCUGGAUAAAGUUAUGCAAAAUACACAAUCGCUUAAUAGCCAACAGCAAAUUAAAAAAUUGCAACUCUUAACACAAUCAGCAGCGUUGAACCGUGAAACAAUUGCAGCAUCUCAAUUAGCAACAUCAACAUCAUCCACAUCAGCUGCAGCAGCAGCGGCAGCCGCCGCAUCGGUGGCAACGGCAGACAACAGUGCUGUGUCAUCCUCAUCCGCAACAGCAGGGGGAACAACACAAACAGACAUCGCUGCAGGCUCAGCAACAGCUGGCAAUGUCAUGUCACCGGCACGCUCCGCGACCGCAGCCAAUGCCGCCUUAGCUACGCUACUGCGCAACGAGGGUACUGCUGGCGCUGGCGCUGGCGGUGGCGGUGGCGGUGGUAGCGGCAAUGGCAUACUCACAGUCGACGAGGACUCACUGUCGCUGGAUCGUCUAAAUUCGUUGCGCAUCUAUAUGACUUCAGUGAAAACGUUGCCGUUCAAUUUAAGGAUCUACGGCGAUGAUUUGUUCGCGGAUCAACUUUACAUGGAUAUUGGACUAUCCAAUCGCUUACUCAACAUAAUGGCCAACUCAACGAUAUUCGCAUCGGUUAUCUCGUAUAAAAAUUUAAAAAGUUUCCUACCAAGAACUUACUACACGCGCGGCAGCGAUCCCAGGGAGUCCGAUUACAUUUUAGCCUCACGCAUACUACAGACAUGGCUCUUCCAAUCGAAUCGAUCUAACGAUAAUCUGCGUGAACCACUCGAUUUACCCUUCGAAGCCGGGCAUGUGGAGAUCAUAUUUCAGCAUGAAGCCGCACCGAAGGCGGGCGAUUGGGUGGCAGUGUGUGGUCAUGACUACAAAGCUUCCUUUGAAUCGACUUGGCGCUCAGAUUUAUGCAUCACCAAGCAUCUGAUGGCGAAUAUAACACGGUGUAUAUGUCCGUUAUCCGGCACAUACGUAGUCAUGCUUACGAAACGUAAUAAUGAUUCUCCACACGUUUCGUCCACCCAAAGCCCAUUGUUCGUGAUUUUCAGCUGUGCCUGUGGUUUAUUGCAAUCGUGCUCGGCAUUUCUCAUACUGCUUCCGAUUUGGUUUAACCGCAAAUGUGCUAUAACGUUUCUCAAAAUGCAAUUCUGCGUCUCCACGUCGAGUAUAAUGAUCAUUUUUCUACUGGGAUUUCUGAAAAUGUUACCAGAGAAUUGGCAGGCCGUUGUCAACUCAUCACUCGCCUCACUACUCCUCCUGGGCGUCUCGACCACAAUCGCCAUUGCGUUGGUGGUGAAUUCCGAGUUGGUGCCGAAAAAAAUGUUGCAUAUCAAUAAAAUGUCAGCGACAGCAGCCACAAGUGUGCGCGCAAUGGCAAUAAGAAAUGAGCAAAAGCAACAACAAAAACAGCAACAAACACAACUGAACGCUACAAGUGGCAAUGACAAUGGCAACGGCGCGACGGUGACGGUGACGCCGACCGCAACAAUCAUCGAUGCAACCAGUCUGAGUGCCACCACGAACAUUACGCAAAUCAGCAGCAGCGCUAUCAGCAGCAACAACAGUGGCAGCGAAGGCAUCAAGCUCUACUUUCCGGUGAGUGUGCGCGCGGUUAUAGGCAUAAGUUGGCUGCCGCCACUACUCUAUGCCAUGGCAGUGCCAUUGAUAUGUAGCAUUAUUGGCAAAUGGCCACGCAAUUGGUGGCUGGAAGUGAUGAGCAACACAACAACAGCCACCGCAGGAAGAACGAUAACAACAUCAGUCUUAACUUCAGCAACAUACGGCACCAGCGCAUGUAGCCGCCUCACCGCAACCCGCACCGUCUUGGAGUCUGAAGCUGUAAGCGGCAGUGACUUGUUUAGUAGUAGUACAACAACAAGCGAGAGCAUAUUAUAUAUCGAAGAUGGCACAGCUGCAGCGCAUACAGCUGUAGCCAACACCAGCUCGGCUCUACACUUUACAACAUCCUCCGCUGCAUCUUCCAUCGCCAGCGCCUCAACGUCCACGGAUGCCUCGCCAUCAACGACGACCUUCUCCGUUGCCGGUUGGCAUAACAACUUCCAACCGGCAUCCAUCUCCGCUUCCGCUACCGCUGCUGCCUACCGUAGCGGUAGUGAGUUCGACGACGACGCGUACACGGACACAGUGGAUGGCGCGGAGACACACAGUGGGGGCGGCGGUAGCGUGCCAUCACUCAAUUUUAUUAUAUUUAUUUGUGUCGAUUUACUCUUCGUCUUGCUCUUUUGUGCACUCUUCGCUAUUUUAAUCAAGAAACUUUUAUGGCUGUGGCAUAAAAAUCGAAAUAUUCACGCGCAUCCGCAGGAUAAAUUCAAUGUGGCCAUGCGUAGACGUAUUGGCCUAAUUUAUCGCACCGGUUGUUUGCUGUUAAUGAAAUUAUCAACGGAUGCAUUAUUCAUAGCAUAUGUAAAUUUAACAACAACAACAACAACAACAACAAUACAAAAUUCAUGGUGGUCCUAUCCGUUUGGCAUAUCUUGUAUAUUAUUGGGUUUUUCAAUACUUUAUUGCUUUGUUAUAAAAGCGGAGAGCAGUUUACGAGCGCCACCUAGCAGCAGUAGCAGCAAUAGCGGUGCCCUCAAGAAAAAGCACAGUUCGAGUAAAACCAGUUUGGAUGAAAACUACUGUACGGGAGCUAUAAACAGUCCGCUUAGUUUUUACGCCAGUCACGAAAAGGAGAAGGAGAACGAAUGCGGCGCACCCAUGACAACGCUACUCGUGAAGCCACCAACGCCCCAACAGUUGGACAUCUCCAGCGGCGUACAGCUGCCACUCACAAUUAUACCCACCGCGCAACAACAAUCACGUUGUCCAUUACUGCCCGCCCAGGCAGCGUCUACAGUGGGCAGCAGUGUUAAAACGUUCCUGAAUGCAGCAAAUCUCGAACGUAGCAAAUUGCCGCCUUCACAUGUCAGUUGUCUGCAAGAAACGAGCGCCUCAGCAAUGACCUCACCAGCGACGAGAUGCUGCAACAUUUUAGGUGGUGGUGGCGGUGGUAAUGUUGGCAGUGGAGGGGCUACCGUCACGUCCACGGGUGUGGUGGGCGGUGGCGUUGUGGUGACCACCGGUGGGAUGGGUUAUUAUGAUGCCUAUGGCGCGGGUAUUACACUUGGUGCUAUGACGGGCAGUCUGAAUAGGCGGCAACUGCAUGGCUCAACUGCUGCGACAACGGAAUUCAUCGGUUUGGAGACUUUGGACAUAUUGCAGGGUGUGGCACCAUCAGACACCAUCAUUGGCAUUUGCAGCAGCGCUCUGCCCGCCGGUAUGUCAUAUCAUCAACUGCAGCAUCACACGUUGCCACGUCACCACUCGACGGCACAACAACUUGUUGCACAACACCACCAACCCAGCUACAUGGAAGCGGCCACGAUGUUGCCAGCAACAGCAACAAUCGUAUCGAUAAGCAGCGGUCUGCCACUGCAACAAACCACAAUGAAUUAUGCGCAAAGCAACAACGAUGGCGCAACACCUCAGCAACCACAAGCGUCGUCCAUGCCGCCGACCACACUCACGAGCAUAAUCAGCACAACAACAGCAACAACGCAAACACCAAAAGCGCAAAAACGUGUAACCAUAAUGGAGCCGACAACGCACACUUUCGAUCCGCUGCUGCCCACAAUGGUCGCUGCCGUAUCCGGUGUGACAGCCUCAACGGCACAUCAUGCACGUCUGGUGACAACGACACCAACGCCCAUAAUAACCAUUACCGGCAAUACUACAUCGGGGGCAACAACAACAGCGGCAGGUAACAGUGGUGGCAGUGAGAAAGUGAAAGUCUCCGCGCAGAGUGCAUGUGAGAAUGCUCAGACUGCAGCGGACGGCUCUUCGCCCGAAGAUGAAAACUCGAUGACCGGCAUGUUGGAUCGCAUAACACAUGAUCUGGACUAUUUGCUAAAUCGCACAAAUGAUGCGCCAACAGAGUCACCGCCAAGUGAGGGUGAAGUGACGGCGACUUCGACAACCACGGCAACUGUGACCAUCACACAAGACACCACGGCGGAGCAGUUGUAAAUGUUGGCGGCGGCACGAAAUGCCACUAGUGCGCUGAGAUCCCGGCAUGAACUACAGAGGAAAGGAUUUUAAUAUAGCAGUAAUUGUAAGUACAUUCAGUUCUUGCCUAAGACUAAGCAAUUUGUUCCUGUCAACCUUUUUGAACUUUUUUAUUGUACAGUAGAACUUAAAUUAUUUAAAAGUUAAUAUACCAAAAGUAAAGGUUGUCUGUGUGCAUAAUAGUUGUAAAAAAAUAAAUACAUUUAAGAUUUACAGCUCUUUUAUAUUGCUAAGCAUAAGAACAACAUAUUCUGGCAGCUCUUACAAAAUGUACACCUCAUGCGCCCGAGAGUAUGCAACAAAAGAACAAAUUGUACGAUCAAGAAAAAUGUUUAAAAAUUUCUGAAACUUUUCAGCUUAGCGGGGCAUAGCUUUCAGCGUUUUAAAAGCUCUCAUGCUAAAUUUUGUAAUAGUCGUCGGAAUAGGAGCUACAGACACAUAAAUUAAAUAAAAA
This is a messenger RNA of Ceratitis capitata (Mediterranean fruit fly), 6193 nucleotides long. RefSeq lists its product as uncharacterized. The record is from RefSeq and is a predicted model, not a curated record. Gene Ontology annotation, cellular component: membrane. Bases 1 to 5700 code for a protein of 1899 amino acids. NCBI's taxonomy places the organism in Eukaryota, Metazoa, Arthropoda, Insecta, Diptera, Tephritidae. The transcript has 24 exons. Gene Ontology annotation, molecular function: G protein-coupled receptor activity.